Molecule: messenger RNA, 2166 nt
Organism: Silurus meridionalis
Lineage: Eukaryota; Metazoa; Chordata; Actinopteri; Siluriformes; Siluridae
Gene: trmt44
Product: tRNA methyltransferase 44 homolog
Exons: 11
Coding region: 96-2039 (647 amino acids)
Biological process (GO): tRNA methylation
Molecular function (GO): metal ion binding; tRNA (uridine) methyltransferase activity
Source: RefSeq, a predicted model, not a curated record
CUUUUAGACUGAAAUGCGGCGCUUUUGCUAGCAAACCUGGACCACUGUGACUAGCAUCAGUGUACAUGUGACUUUUUCCAGGUUAUGCCGUACUCAUGGACUUCAGUGUUUCGAUCGAGAUGAACCCUGAGGUUCGGUGCAAGCCCGAAGGCUUUUGGUGUGCGCUUGAUGUUUGGAUAAGGAAGCCUCAUGUAGUGAAUAAGCGGCUGUGUGGAGUGACAGAGACUGAAUACAAGUCUGUGAGGUUUGAAGAUCUCGAGUUGUGUCUCUGCAGCUUCCCCGGCAUCACUGUGCACGAUUUAGCGCAAAUCUCCCCUCUCCUAAAGGCGCACACAGCGGCCAGUGGCCCCCACCCCGAGCCAUCCUGGAGUGUAGGAGGGAGGACAAUCAUCCCUAAAGCAGGUCUGCAGGGCAACGGACUAAAGCUGUUCAAGGAGAUUGUUGUAAAAAAUCUGAUUGGACAUACAGUGACAUUUCUGCCAGUUGAAGAAACUAGUGAAGGCCACUGCAUUCUGAAGGAAAGUAAUAUCUAUCAGAUCCAACUACACCAAAAGACUGAUGAUUGGAUACUGUCUUUGAAUCCUUUUAAACCUGAUCAGUGGUAUAGUGAUGGUGUGGCUUUCCCCAAACUCACCUGGCUGACUUCAGAGCUUCUUCCUAAACUAGCAAAGUGGGCAACAGAGAGCAAAACCACAGAGUUCAAGAGUACUCUGUCUCUCCUUCCUGUCGAGAAGUACAGCAUCCUUUACCAGCAGUUGAAAAACAAGUACAAAGCGAUUGUCAAGGUCUGGCCUGAGGUAACUGAUCCAGAGAAAUUUGUCUUUGAAGAUGUUGCCAUUGCUACAUAUCUUAUAGUUUUAUGGGGUGAGGAGCGAGUUAAAAAAGGAAUAACAUCGAAACAAUCUUUUGUGGAUCUCGGUUGUGGAAAUGGCCUGCUUGUUCACAUAUUAAACAAUGAAGGGCAUCCUGGUAAGGGAAUUGACAUUCGGAAGAGAAAGAUUUGGGACAUGUAUGGACCCAGUACACACUUGGAGGAAACGGCUAUCACACCCAGUGCCGCGUUCCUUUUCCCUGAGACUGACUGGCUGAUUGGAAACCACUCAGAUGAGCUCACGCCAUGGAUCCCCGUUAUAGCAGCCAGAUCAUCCUAUUUUUGCCGAUACUUCGUGCUCCCUUGCUGCUUCUUUGACUUCUGUGGGAAGUACCAGCGCCGGCAGUGCAAAAAGUCUCAGUACAGGGAGUAUAUAGACUUUAUCAAUGAGGUCAGCAUAGCAUGUGGCUUCCAAACAGAUGAAGAUUGUCUAAGGAUUCCCUCCACCAAGCGGGUCUGCUUAAUUGGGAUGAGUAGGAGUUAUGAGCAAGCUGAGGAAGAGUUAGCAGAAGUGAAAAGAACACACUACAUUAGUGGACGGCAGGCCUUCAUCAGCAACGUGACAGUUAUUACUCAGAAAGAACACAGUGGACCUCAUCAUGAAGACCGACAGAAAGCCCAAGGAUGUGAAUGGGGAAAUGGCUUCCAGCCGAGGGAAAAGAUUGAGACAGUCAGAAACUGUGCUGCUCUUCCUAGAGACUUUGUAGAUGGUGUUGUCCUGAAGGUGGCGAAGGCCUUGCUGGGACUCACUGGAAAGAAAAUAGAGGAGAAGGAAACUGACAAGAUUGGAAAGGAGCAUAUUAGGUGGAAUGCCGGAGGCUCUCUCUCUGUCCGUGAGGUAGCUGAGCUCCUGAGCCAGUCCACAUUGCAGACACUGAAGAAAGAGUGCGGAGGACUACAGACUCUGCUGAAAAACAACCAUCAAGUGUUCCGAGUGGUAGGUGGACAGGUUCACAUUCGUGACUGGCGCACUCGUAGCACCCAGACUGACCCGAAGCGCAAAUCCCAAAUCUCAGCAGCUUUAAAAACAAGACUCUGCUGGUUCCACACUCACCACCCUGAUGGAUGCCCGCUGUCCAACAAAGACUGCGUUUUUGCCCAUGGGGCUGAUGACCUCUGCCCUUCCACACGCCCCCUGAAAAAGCACAGGACCUACACAGAAUCAUGAUCAAUGUGAACUUUUUUAUGUUUAUAUGUAAAUUUGAAGAUCUAUUAAGACUCGCAUUGUGAUUUAGCUUGCUUUUUUUUUUUUUUAACCCUUUCAACUGAGGAUUAAACUAGAAUUCAGAGCUAAA